Molecule: messenger RNA, 2340 nt
Organism: Morus notabilis
Lineage: Eukaryota; Viridiplantae; Streptophyta; Magnoliopsida; Rosales; Moraceae
Product: pentatricopeptide repeat-containing protein At2g33680
Exons: 1
Coding region: 52-2211 (719 amino acids)
Biological process (GO): RNA modification
Molecular function (GO): protein binding; RNA binding
Source: RefSeq, a predicted model, not a curated record
UGCUAAGAACUGAUUUUUGCUCCGAUUUUCAUUUGAUUCAUAGGUUUAUAUAUGCCUUCCGUAACAGCCAAGUCUCGGCGAUUCUUCACGCAACUUCUGGAGUCGACAAAGCAGAAGAACCUCCGCAAAGGACAGGCCGUACACGCUCAAAUCGUCCAGAGUAGUCGGUCUCCGUGCGUCUACUUAGCCAACAGCCUCGUCAACCUCUACGCCAACUGCGGCGACUUAACCAAAGCCGAGCUCGCUUUCGACAGCUCCGAGCGAAAAGACGUCGUCUCAUGGAACUGCCUCAUCAAUGCCUUCUCUCAAAACGCGCCGUCGUGUUCCUCGCCGGUGAGGAAGCUUCUGAAGCGGAUGAGGGAGGAGAACACCAUGCCCGACGCCUACACUUUCGCUGCGGUUUUCGCUGCCGUUGACGACGACGUCGUUUUCUGCCGACAAGCGCACGCGCUGGCGAUCAAGACGGAUUGUUUUAAGGACGUGUUUGUCGGGAGCUCGCUUGUGAGUUUGUACUGCAAGUUGAGCCUUUUGUCGGAUGCGCGCACGUUGUUUGAUGAAAUGCCGGAGAGAAAUUCCGUCUCGUGGGCGACUAUGAUUUCCGGGUAUGGAAAGGCUAGGAUGGAAAGAGAGGCUUUGGGGGUCUUUCGAGCGAUGAGGAGAGAGGAAAAGGGGUGUGAUAAUGAGUUUUGUUUCACUGGUGUUCUUAGUGCUUUGAGGGUUCCUGAAGUUUUGGAUUGUGGGAAGCAAAUUCAUUGUCUUGCGGUGAAGAAGGGGUUGUUAUGUUUUGUUGCUGUUGGGAAUGCUUUGGUUACAAUGUAUGGAAAAUGUGGGAGUUUGGAUGAUGCAUUGAAAAUGUUUCUGAUAUUGGAUGACAAGAACUCUAUUACGUGGUCUGCUAUGGUAAAUGGCUUUGCACAAAGUGGGGAUUGUGAAAAGGCUUUGAGAUUGUUUUGUACAAUGCAUGUUUGUGGGGUUACUCCUAGUGAGUUCACUUUUGUCGGGGUGAUUAAUUCUUGUGGCAAUAUUGGUGCAAUUGAAGUAGGGAGACAAUUACACGGCUAUUCGUAUAAGUUGGGAUUCGAGUCGCAAAUGUAUGUGAUGACGGCUUUGGUCGACAUGUACGCGAAAUGCGGUGGCAUUGGUGAUGCUCGGAAGGGGUUUGAUUAUUUGAAACAUCCUGAUCUUGUUUCUUGGACUUCUAUAAUUGGAGGGUAUGUGAUGAAUGGAGAGAAUGAAGAGGCAUUGAGUUUGUACUGUAGAAUGCAAAUGAAGGGAAUCGUGCCUAAUGAACUGACCAUGGCAAGCGUCCUGAAAGCGUGUGCGAACCUGGCUGCAUUGGAACAAGGAAAGCAAAUCCACGCCCGUGCGAUUAAGUACGGGUUCAGUCUUGAAAUCCCAAUUGGAAGCGCGCUUUCUACAAUGUAUGCAAAGUGUGGGAGCUUGGAAGAUGGUGACUUGGUUUUUAGAAGAAUGCCAACAAGGGAUGUAAUAUCUUGGAAUGCAAUGAUAUCCGGGCUUUCUCACAAUGGGCUUGGUAACGAGGCAUUUCAACUCUUUGAGGAGAUGCUAUUGGAAGGCACAAAACCGGAUGCCAUAACAUUUUUGAAUGUGCUCUCGGCUUGCAGCCACUUUGGGUUGGUAGACAGAGGUCGGUCCUAUUUUGAUAUGAUGAUUCAUGAUUUUGGAAUAGCGCUGAAGGUAGAGCACUAUGCUUGCAUGGUAGAUGUGCUAAGUCGGGCUGGGAAACUGAGAGAAGCCAAAGAGUUUAUAGAAUCCGCAACCAUCGAUCACGGCAUGUGUUUAUGGAGAAUUCUUCUAAGUGCUUGUCGAAACCAUCGAGAGUACAAAUUGGGGGCCUAUGCUGGAGAGAAACUAAUGGAGUUGGGAUCACGAGAAUCGUCGGCUUAUGUUCUGUUGUCGAGUAUCUACACUGCAUUGGGCAGGAAAAAAGAUGUCGAACGGGUUCGGAGGAUGAUGAAACUCCGAGGGGUGAGUAAGGAGCCUGGGUGUAGCUGGAUUGAGUUGAAGAGUGGAGUUCAUGUGUUUGUCGUUGGGGAUGAGUUGCACCCACAGAUUGGAGAUAUACGUUUGGAGAUACGAAGGUUAAGUAAGCACAUGAAGGGUGAAGGUUAUUUGCCUACAUCUGAAUUUGCCCCUACAAAUUCUAGCACUUUAUUACAUGAUAAGUGCCCCAUUGGGGCUAUGCAUUGAUUUAUUCCAUUCUUUGGCCAAUGUGGCUUAUUCCACCAUUUGGACGGAAAUUUUCUUUUUUCUUUGCUCAUGAAGUUUGAGGAAUACUAAUACAAGAGAAGUUUGCUGAUUCGAGUUUUUAAUUCGAGU